AUGUCGCAAGCACCUACCCUCAUCAAUCUUCCUCCUCCUCCUUCUGACCCGGUCACUCCUUCCGACGCUCCGGGCACGCCAAACUCUACCACGACAUCCAUGUCGGAGCUUUCCACCGUAGCUAUCAAAGAUGGCCACCGUGGUCACUUUCCUCACCACCAGAACCCUCAGGAUGCCGAGCGCGCUGACCGCAUUUCGCGCCUGGCCGGCCUGGAGCGCGUCGCAACAACCAGGCAAGCCAACAUCAUUGCUCAAGGCCAAGGCCUGUCCUCGACCCCGGCAUACUUUGAUCAGAAUGCGCAACCCCAAAUAUUCCGUGAAAGGAGCACUGUCGGCAGUGCUUCGGCCACCGGCAGCGUUGGUGGUCGUACGACAUGGGCUAGCGGUUCCAUCGAUGGCGACAAGAUGAGCGAGGAUCAGGACAUGGAAACUUCCAGCACAGGAGGCUUCAGUGAUGAGGCUGCGAGUCUAGUUGGUUUUGGCGAGGGAGCGCGUACACCAGCACGGCAACAGAGUCAUAUCGGAAGCCCGGUCGUUGGCAAAGCAAGCGCUGUCCCGCAAUAUCUCCGUGGCGAGCAAGCGCCGCCGAGCCCGAUGACUGGUGUAAGUAUCAGCAGUGGGGUGUCUACGCAGACGAACCAAGCCAUCGAUGCAGAGAUGCAAGACUCGAAUACUGAGGACCGAGGAGGACUUUCGAGUGUGGAGGCUGCAAAGAGCAUUAUGCGCGACCGCAUCACCAGGAACGAAGACGUCGGACAGGGCCAUACCAUGGUUGGUAACGAAGAUACCAGAUCGUAG
Molecule: messenger RNA, 798 nt
Organism: Pseudovirgaria hyperparasitica
Lineage: Eukaryota; Fungi; Ascomycota; Dothideomycetes; Acrospermales; Acrospermaceae
Exons: 2
Coding region: 1-798 (265 amino acids)
Source: RefSeq, a predicted model, not a curated record